AUGUCUCAAACAUCAGAAGCCAAGGUAGAAGAGCUCUUUUCCGAUUUUGAGGAUGAUGUUAAACCGAAGUCUAGUGAAGUCUUCUUAGGUUUUGUCGAUGCUGCUAUUAAGGCUUCUGAUGAUAUAACAAUUCAAGAUACUUUUAUUGGUGGUGAACCAGUUUGGUUACAUGAAGACUCUAUUCCAGAUGAAAAACUUUUACAAUGCGGGACCUGUAAAUCUACUAAGAAUAUGAUGCUUCUUUUACAAGCUUUUGCUCCUGUGGAUCCUGAACAGGUGGAAAAAGUAUGCGAAAGAAAGAACUUGCAGUUGACAACGGAUAAGUACAUUGAUUCGAGUCUAGAUCGUGUGUUAUAUGUGUUUAUCUGUAGGAAUUGUGGGAAGAAAGGAAGUUCAGUUAAGUGUAUACGAGGAGUUAGAUUACCAACAUCCAAUAGCGCAAGAGAUGAGCUAAACAAAAUAUUAGAGACUCCAACAGAAAGAAAAGACUUUAAUAUUAAUCCAUUUGAUAUUCAAAAUUCAGAUAAUCAAACCAAUGUUUUCUCUGCUAAUCCUUUUGCCCCUGCUUCUAGUACAUCCGACGAGAAUCCCUUCAGUAGUGGAAUUACGAACAAUGUAGUUGAAGCAAAGACAGAAGUUAUGAAACCUAGUACUGCGAGGAAAUUGCAUGAUGCAAAACCAGAUAAAAUAUUUGACAAGUCAAAGGCUUUUGCAGGUUUUUUCCUUUUUGUUGACGAGGAGUCUUUCAAAAAUACUCCAGACCAUUUAAAGUUACCAAAAAACAUCAAGAUAGAUAAAUCUUCUUUAGAUCUCUCAGUGGAAACAGAAGAACCUGAAAAAACCGCUGUCAAGUUGGAUCCAAAUACAGAAAGGUUAUCGAAGUUCUUGGACGACGAAGUAUUCCAAAAGUUUCAAGAAGUGGUAGGCUACAAUCCAUCCCAGGUUCUAAGAUACGAACUUGGAGGCGAUCCAUUGUACUACUCUCGUGUUGCAAAGAAGUAUGAGGACGUAUUGCCGGCUCCUAGUUUUAAUCCAUCUUCAAGACGGGUUUUUGAAAUGCAAUUGAUGCCAAAGAUGAUUUUAGAUUUAGAAGAUGAGGUAUCAAUUAAAGAUGGUAUGGACUGGGGAACUAUUAUGGUUUUUACUGAUGUUGAAAACUGGGUUCCUGAGUUUGAUGAGCAUGGAGUUGGAUAUGUGGAGGAGUGUGUGAGGGUACAAUGGGAAUCUGAGAAAUAA
This is a messenger RNA of Eremothecium sinecaudum, 1236 nucleotides long. It is a transcript of the gene TSR4, whose product is annotated as small subunit rRNA maturation protein TSR4. The transcript has a single exon. Lineage: Eukaryota; Fungi; Ascomycota; Saccharomycetes; Saccharomycetales; Saccharomycetaceae. The record is from RefSeq and is a predicted model, not a curated record. Gene Ontology annotation, biological process: maturation of SSU-rRNA. Gene Ontology annotation, cellular component: cytoplasm. The coding region runs from base 1 to 1236 and encodes 411 amino acids.